CAUUUCUUUUUCCUGCAAUUUUUUAAGUCCAUAUCCAUCACUUUCCCUCAUUGCACCACAGGCACCUUCCUCCUCCUCCUCUUCUGUACCAGCCACCACAUCCUUGUAUUUAACCUCCUCCUCCUCCCCCACCUCCUCUUCAUCCAACUACUACAACACCACCUCCAGAAGAAUCUCUUACUACCAUCCAUCUAUCUAAACAAGUAGAAAUUAAAGAACCAGCAAUGGAGAAGGCAUCAAAAGCUAGCCCUUCUCGCGACCGAUCGUUUCCGGAGCUGAUCGGGUUCUUCUUCCUUCAACUCAUACUCAACUUGUUGACCAGGACACUUCACAAGCUCUUCCCCAGAUCACUCUCCUCUACCCUCUCCUAUUCCAUGCUGUGUCUAUGCUCACCAGUAGUUUAUGAUGACAAGCCAAAGUCCAAGAACACAACUACUCACAGUGAACAAGAUCACUGUUUGAGGAGAGGAGAUGUGGGGAUCAUUUUGGAGUCCAUAGGAUUCAGUUUCAGCAAGGAAACUGACCAGGUACAACAUGAUUGCAUGGGGGUUGGUGAGAUGUGUAGUUUGUUUGAGGAGGAGGAGCCCAGUUUGGAGGAAGCAAAAGAGGCUUUUUGUGUGUUUGAUGAGAAUAGGGAUGGUUUUAUUGAUGAAUGGGAGCUGCAGAGAGUUCUUCAGAAGCUGGGCUUCAGAGAAGGGAGGGACUUGAAUGCAUGCAGGAAGAUGAUUGCAGCAUAUGACAGAAACAGAGAUGGGAAGAUUGAUUUCAAUGAGUUUCUCAAGUUCUUAGAGAUCAGCUUAUGCUGAAUUUUCCUCCACUACAUCUUCUAACUUUUUCCUUUUUCUGGAGCUGUACAUAUAAUUUAUGCGAUGAGAAUUAAUGAAUAAAAAGAUCAAACUAAUUAUUACUU
Messenger RNA from Ananas comosus (pineapple), 910 nucleotides. Its product is annotated as probable calcium-binding protein CML45. NCBI's taxonomy places the organism in Eukaryota, Viridiplantae, Streptophyta, Magnoliopsida, Poales, Bromeliaceae. The coding region runs from base 225 to 806 and encodes 193 amino acids. The record is from RefSeq and is a predicted model, not a curated record. The transcript has a single exon. Gene Ontology annotation, molecular function: calcium ion binding.